This is a messenger RNA of Gracilinanus agilis (Agile Gracile Mouse Opossum), 1343 nucleotides long. RefSeq names its product G protein-coupled receptor 19 (gene GPR19). The transcript has a single exon. Gene Ontology annotation, cellular component: plasma membrane. Gene Ontology annotation, molecular function: G protein-coupled receptor activity. Gene Ontology annotation, biological process: G protein-coupled receptor signaling pathway. The record is from RefSeq and is a predicted model, not a curated record. Lineage: Eukaryota; Metazoa; Chordata; Mammalia; Didelphimorphia; Didelphidae. The coding region runs from base 1 to 1248 and encodes 415 amino acids.
AUGGGUUUUGGCCAUACAACAGAUGACAACAAACCUCUUCUGGUCAUCCCAACAGUCCUGGUGCCAUUUCAGAACAACAGCCACCUUAAGACAUCGAUGCCUCGGAUAGGUCGUGAUAUGACAGGAUUAUACAAGGAAUACCAACUGGAAAGAAACCACAGCAACUUGGCAUACGAACCAACGCCAGGAGAAAUUGCCACAGCCAGCGUGGUUUUUGGGAUUCUGUGGCUGUUUUCGGUCUUUGGAAAUGUCCUGGUUUGCUUGGUCAUCCACAGGAGCAGGAGGACUCAGUCCACCACCAACUACUUUGUGGUUUCCUUAGCGUGUGCUGACCUCCUGGUCAGCGUGGCCAGCGCUCCUUUUGUCUUGCUCCAGUUCACAUCUGGUAGAUGGACCCUGGGUAAUGUCAUGUGUAAGCUGGUAAGAUACUGUCAGCACCUCACCCCAGGGGUACAGAUCUAUGUGCUACUUUCCAUCUGUAUAGACAGGUUCUAUACAAUAGUUUACCCUCUGAGCUUCAAGGUGUCCAGAGAAAAAGCCAAGAAAAUGAUUGUGGCAUCUUGGAUCUUUGAUGCAGCCUUCGUGUCGCCUGUAUUCUUUUUCUACGGUUCCAGCUGGGAUCAGCAUUGUAAUUUUUUCCUCCCUUAUUCUUGGGAUGGGACUACGUAUGGUAUUAUUCACUUUCUGAUAGGUUUUGUGAUUCCAUCCUUUUUCAUUAUCAUAUUCUACCAGAAGGUCAUCAAAUAUAUUUGGAGGAUCGGCAUUGAUAGUCGAACGGUGAAGAGGACAAUGAACAUUGUUCCAAGGACAAAAGUGAAGACCAUCAAAAUGUUCCUGAUGUUAAAUCUAAUAUUUUUGCUCUCCUGGCUUCCUUUUCAUGUGGUCCAGCUCUGGCACCCACAUGAAAGAGACUAUAGGAAAAGUUCUUUGGUUUUCACAGUGAUCACUUGGAUAUCAUUCAGCUCUUCAGCCUCUAAGCCUACUUUAUAUUCCAUUUAUAAUGCCAACUUCAGGAGAGGGAUGAAGGAAACUUUUUGUAUGUCCUCAAUGAAAUGCUACCGAAGCAAUGCCUAUACUAUCACGACCAGUUCAAGGGUGGCCAAAAAAAAUUACGUUGGCAUUUCAGAUAUACCUGUCACAGCCAAAACUGUAGCCAAAGACUCAAUAUAUGACUCAUUUGACAGGGAAGCUAAAGGGAAAAAACUUGCUUGGCCCAUUCAUUCCAAUCCGCCAAAUACUUUUGUUUAAUUUCUCGCCAUUCUUUUGAUAACUAUUAUGCACCAAAUAGACUAAAAAGCUUUAAAACUUCAGGAAUAGGUGGAUAUUUACUUUUUUUGCAUAUA